CUCGAAGCCGACCUCAGCAGCUCUGCGCCCUGCGGCCAGGAAAAAAAAGCGACACCACGGGCGACCUUUUCCAGCAGCCCAACCCAUCGUCCGCGCGCCACCAUGGAUGAUCUUUACGACGAGUUUGGCAAUUACAUCGGCGAGGCCGCCGACUCGGAUGAGGAGGCCGAACAUGACCAGGCCCGACCCCCCAAUUUCGCAUUUGACGAGGCCUUUGGGGAGGAGGAAGACGAUGCCGACAACCAGGAACAGCUGAUGGAGGUUGAUGAGGGCCCUUCGAAUGCCGUCAUCCUACAUGAAGACAAACAAUACUACCCUAGUGCCCAGCAGGUAUACGGUGCAGAUGUCGAAACCUUGGUGCAAGAAGAGGACACGCAACCUCUGUCUGAGCCUAUCAUUGCCCCCGUUCAGCAGCGGAAAUUUGCCGUCGAAGAGGCCGAGCUACCACCCGUCCAUUUCUCUCGGGAGUUCAUGACAGAAUUACUCAAUUUUCCCGAUCAAGUAAGAAACAUUGCUCUUGUGGGACAUCUACAUCAUGGGAAAACGGCCCUCAUGGAUAUGUUCGUCAUGCAAACACACGAUCUAUCUGAACGCCUGCAAACACGAACAGGCAUGCAAAGUGAGGAGCAACUCCGGUAUACUGAUGUUCAUGUUCUCGAAAGGGCUCGGGGGCUUUCAAUAAAGUCAUCACCUAUGAGCCUUGUUCUCCAAAGCACAAAGGGGAAAUCUCAUCUGUUCAACAUCAUCGAUACUCCGGGACAUGUGAAUUUUGUGGAUGAAGUAGCUGCUUCUUCGAGGCUGGCCGACGGUAUAGUGCUAGUUGUUGACAUUGUGGAGGGUGUACAGGCAAACACCGAACAAAUGAUCAAACACGCCGUGCUGGAGGACCUGCCCUUGACUUUGGUUGUGAAUAAGAUGGACAGAUUGAUCCUAGAGCUGAAGAUUCCGCCCAAUGACGCUUAUUUCAAAUUGAAGCAUGUGAUUGAGGAAGUCAACACAGUGAUUGAAAGCAUUUUGCCCGGGCAAGGCGAAAGCAGGCGGUUGAGCCCCGAGAAAGGAAAUGUUGCUUUUGCCUGUGCGUCAAUGGGUUGGUGUUUUACAUUGCAAUCAUUUGCGAAAAUGUAUGCGGAGACUUAUCCUCAGAUUGAGACCGCGGACCUCGCCCGUCGCCUCUGGGGGGAUGUUUUCUUCAACCCUCGGAGCCGGAAGUUUACGCGCAGGGGUGUGGAUGAAGGCUCCAAACGAACGUUUGUAAAUUUUGUUUUGGAGCCAAUCUACAAGCUCUAUUCUCACACUAUCAGUGAGAGCGCCGAUGAUCUGAAAGAGACGCUUGCAAGUGUGGGUAUUAACCUAAAGCCCUCCCAAUUGAAGUCGGAUGCGAAGGUUCUGCUGAAUCUAGUCUGUGAACAAUUUUUCGGUCCCGCGACCGGCUUUGUGGACAUGAUCAUUCAGAACGUGCCUUCUCCAUUAGAGGGUUCUCGGAAGAAGCUAGAGAGACACUACACCGGGCCUCUCAAUACUAAAAUAGCCGCCGCGAUGACUGCGUGCAAUGCGGAUGGGCCACUUGUCAUCCAUGUCACCAAACUGUUCAACAACUCCGAUGCUUCAAGCUUCCAUGCCUUCGGAAGGAUCAUGAGUGGAACCGCCCGGCCUGGCCAACAGGUUCGGGUUUUGGGCGAGGGCUAUACCCCAGAAGACGAAGAAGACAUGGUCACUGCGACUAUAUCAGAUACCUGGAUUGCUGAGACGCGUUACAACAUCCCCACUAGCGGCGUGCCAGCAGGAAAUUUCGUCCUCCUGGGCGGUGUGGACAAUUCCAUUGUCAAAACGGCCACACUUGUUCCUUUAACACUUGAAGAUGGAGAGGAUGCAUACAUCUUCAAGCCAAUUCGGAGCAUGACCGAGUCCAUCUUCAAAGUUGCUGUUGAACCGGUUAACCCUUCAGAACUACCCAAGAUGCUUGAUGGUCUCCGUAAAGUCAACAAAAGCUACCCUCUAAUUACAACCAAGGUAGAGGAGUCUGGCGAACACGUCGUCUUGGGCACCGGUGAACUUUAUAUGGAUUGCGUCCUCCAUGAUCUUCGAAGAUUAUAUUCGGAAAUGGAAAUCAAGGUCUCGGACCCUGUGACGCGCUUUUGUGAGACAGUCGCAGAGACGUCGGCCAUCAUGUGCUAUUCAAUCACGCCGAAUAAGAAAAACAAGAUCACAAUGAUUGCGGAGCCGCUGGACGAUGGAAUCGCAGAGGACAUUGAGAGCAGCAGAGUCCGCAUCAAGGAUCCAAUCCGGAAAGUGGCGAAAUUCUUCGAAGAGAACUAUGACUGGGAUAAGCUGGCAGCCAGAAGCAUCUGGGCCUUUGGGCCGGACGAAAUGGGCCCUAACAUAUUACAAGACGACACACUACCAUCUCAAGUGGAUAAAAAGCUCAUUGGCAGUGUCAGAGACUCCAUUACACAGGGGUUUAAUUGGGGAACGAGGGAAGGUCCACUAUGUGAAGAACCAAUCCGGAACACCAAAUUCAGGCUCACAGACGUUUCACUUGCCGACCAAGCUAUCUACCGAGGCGGGGGCCAGAUCAUUCCCACAGCUCGGCGCGCCGUUUACUCUUCGUUUCUCAUGGCAUCUCCCCGCCUGAUGGAACCAAUCUACUCUUGUGCGAUGACAGGGCCUGCAGAUGCUGUGGCAUCGAUGUAUACAGUCCUUUCGCGCAGAAGAGGACACGUGCUUGCCGACGGGCCAAUUGCGGGCACCCCGCUCUAUUCGGUGCGCGGGCUAAUUCCCGUCAUAGACUCGUUUGGUUUUGAGACGGAUCUUCGAAUCCAUACACAGGGCCAGGCUUCUAUAAGUCUCGUGUUCGAUAAGUGGAGUGUGGUGCCAGGGGAUCCAUUGGACCGAGAGGUCAAGACCAAGCCCCUCGAGAUGGCACCUGCAAUGGCCACCGCUCGAGAUUUCGUGCUCAAAACGAGGAGGCGGAAGGGACUCGCGGAAGAUGUCACCGUGAGCAAAUUCUUGGAGCCGGAUCUUUGGAAAGGUCUGAAGGAAAGUGGCGUUCUAGACUCGUGACCAAAAAUAAGACGAGAGGAAUCGAAGCACCUUAUGUUAGAAGGUCUUGAGUUUCGUGCUGUUGUAUUAAGGAAUUUUUCAAUGAAAAGGGCAAAGUUCAAUGGGAUCGUC
Aspergillus steynii IBT 23096 is the source of this 3171-nucleotide messenger RNA. RefSeq names its product 116 kDa U5 small nuclear ribonucleoprotein component. Gene Ontology annotation, molecular function: U5 snRNA binding; GTP binding; GTPase activity. The record is from RefSeq and is a predicted model, not a curated record. Gene Ontology annotation, cellular component: U4/U6 x U5 tri-snRNP complex; cytosol; U2-type catalytic step 2 spliceosome. Gene Ontology annotation, biological process: mRNA splicing, via spliceosome. NCBI's taxonomy places the organism in Eukaryota, Fungi, Ascomycota, Eurotiomycetes, Eurotiales, Aspergillaceae. The transcript has 4 exons. The coding region runs from base 103 to 3060 and encodes 985 amino acids.